Molecule: messenger RNA, 946 nt
Organism: Strongylocentrotus purpuratus (purple sea urchin)
Lineage: Eukaryota; Metazoa; Echinodermata; Echinoidea; Camarodonta; Strongylocentrotidae
Exons: 2
Coding region: 92-775 (227 amino acids)
Source: RefSeq, a predicted model, not a curated record
UUGCAUGACGUGAAUGUCAUAACGGAUCCAAGCUUCAUUCGUUUUCCUCGUUCUUCAAGUUGCCACUGUGAGAUUGAGAUCUUGGUUAGAAAUGGAAGGGGUUUCCAAAUAUUGUUUGAUUUCUUUGUGCAUCGUCGUCUUUGUCGUCGUAACUACCGUGCCCAACUUGACUACGGCCCAGGACGUGCCAGAGUUCAUUCCUUAUUCCGGUCUAGGGCCCUUAAAAUGCCUAUCAGCUCGUAAUAUCGCUUUGACAAAAAAACAGAAAAUACAGAUCAAGCAAGCAAAACUAUCGGGCGUGAUUGAAGACCUGAGCAGCAAUACAACAGCAUUGUACAUGCGUACUGAGCCUAUUGUCACAGGCUUUACCGACGAUCAAAAGAAAGCCAUCGCCUGCAAAUAUGGCGAGAUGUUCCAAGCAAUCGAUUACGAGGCCGAAAUACAACAUUCAAGACGAAAAAGGCAAGUCCAAGGCACCAAGAUCUGUCCAGCACAUGAUAUUCAAAGUCUCCUUGUGUUUGCCAUGAAUACCGACAACAACGUGGUUCAAAUAGUUCAGAUCCAUCCAGACUGCCAGCAGAUCGUGAUACAGCAGCCUUGCAAAGGGAAUGCCUCCCCUCACGUCCGAACUACGACCGGUGGUUCUCCGAUACACUGCAUGUCCGAAAAUAGAGCAAUUCCCAUUGUCGCAGUCCAGUUCACCAAUCGCGGAGUGACUGGAUUCGGCAUCGAAUUCAUUGUAGUAGAAUCCUGCACCGCUAUUUUCGAUUUGUAGGCCCGGUAUUAAUAUCUUGAAAUAGGGAACCACUCCUUCACUCCGCCGGAGCACCUCGAUGGUGUUUCGACAUUAUUUUGUUCCGGCGACAAUUGCUCCGGGCUUUUUUUUUUUCAAGAAUGUAUGGUUAUAAGUUUAGGGGUGAAUUUUGGUUUUAAAGGCAGAGUUCGU